AUAUAUAUAUAUAUACACAGUAGAGCUUCAAGGCAGUAGUGCAUGUGGUAAUUAUUUAUUAAUAAAGUGGACUCGCGACGAGAAUCAAAACCACACAAAAUGGCUGCACACGGUCGCCUCAGGUGUGCUGAGGAUGAGGCGUCUCUCUUUUUGUUUUUUUUUUACUUUAAAAUUGUCUUUUUAUUCUUCAAAAGACUGAAACAUGGAGACACCGAGGACACACAAACACACUCAUCCUGAAAUAAUAUAUGGCAGUUGUUUUUUGACUGUUUUGUUUAGCGAAAGCAUCAAAGGCUACACUUUUAUCGUUGUGUUUGUUUUACAGGUUGUAAAAUGAAAAGAAUGUGUUGAAGUCACUGCAAUGCAAUUCAGGAGACGUUGACUCCGUGUUUUGUUUUUUUCCCACAAAGCCUGGAUAGAUUUUCACAAACUUCCAGUGUUUUCCACCAAAGUCAUUUUUCUUGCACUGUACUUCAAUCUUGUUCCCGAUUUUCAUUGUUGACCUCUGUGAUCUCACUUUUUUUUAAAAAACAUUUAAUAGCAGCUCUAUCUCUCUCUUAAUUAUGCUAUUUAAUUUAAAAAUCCAGUGAUUUAUUUAUGCCGUCACAGCACAUAACAAGAAAUCAAAAAUGAUUCAAUACAAGAAUGUAAUUUAUCGUUCGUAGUUUUUGGUUUUUCCUCCUCCUCACUUAUUUGCCUUUCCUUCUUUUUCCGCAUAGAUUUAUAAGUUUACAACUCUUCAAGAAAAUGUUAAAAAAACAGCAAAACAUUAUUUCCAAGACACAUGAUUUCCAUGGGCAAAAGUGAGAGCACAUGUUUUUGUAUAAAUGUUGGUGCUUUGUUGAAUAAAAAGUUGUUUUCUUAACACCGAAUGUUCACUCGCCAUGUGUCGGAAAGAUUUCACGCGUCUCUGUACUCGUUUGUAAUGUAAGAUUUAUUACUUUUUUAUGUUUUCACUCACGAGAACACUGUCAACAGUGGUGGAACCUAUUGUCUUCAGUUGUCUACUUCACAUAAUUAUUAUAUCCGUAGUAACGUUGCUAUAGUUAUGUCUGUGUGACCCAGGGCACCAAAGGGGAAAAGGGAAGCAAGGGGGAGGCCGGUUUGCAAGGGCCACCAGGGAUCCCGGGGAGACCAGGACCAGUGGGUCCCAAAGGAGACUCGAGGCUCGGUCCUCCAGGCAGACCUGGGCAGCCAGGCCCACCGGGCACCCCAGGUUAUGGGAGACCUGGCGUCAUGGGUCAUCCUGGGCCACCAGGGCCUCCCGUGCAUAAAAACUCUUGAAAACUUUGCAUGGAGGUGUAACAUUUGAACAAAAACAACCGCGAGCACUGCUGGGUCAAAGGUUGUGUCAACAGACUCUUCAGUCACAUUUUCCAUUCCAAAGGUCCCGUUUGUGUUGUUGAUGACGUUGGCGGCUGCCGGCGCUCAGUCUUUCCACUUUGGCGCCUGCCCUCAGCCUUCUGUUCAAGACGACUUCAACAUCACAAAGUAUAUGGGUACGUGGUAUGAAAUAGAGAAGCUGCCAGCUGCGUUUGAAAGAGGGAAAUGUGUCCAAGCGACAUAUUCUCUCCUCGGUGACGGGACGGUCAGCGUUCACAAUGCAGAGUUGCUGUCUAAUGGGAAGAUAAAUGCAAUUGACGGCGUCGCCAGAGUUAAAGACCCAUCUCAACCUGCCAUUCUUGGAGUCAGCUUCUUUAAAGGUGUUCCUGAUGCGCCCUACCUGGUGCUCUCCACAGACUACCAGUCGUAUGCCCUGGUGUACUCCUGCAACGGCUAUUUCGGCGUGUUCCACAUCGACUUUGCCUGGAUCCUGGCUCGCACUCGGGUGCUCACGGAGGAAAUCAUCAGCCAGUCGCGUGACAAGUUGGCAGCCGCUGGUGUUGAUGUCGACCGUAUUACAAGAAGCAACCAGACAGGCUGUGACAUCAUGACCUAAAGCAGGAGUGAUAACAUUUAGCAGGUUAAAGUUUUGUGUCAAUGUGUUGUGUUAUUGAGAAACUUGUAUUGUUGUCAUGUAAUAAAUGUGGCUAUAGUGCACAGAAAAUAAGGUA
This is a messenger RNA of Solea senegalensis (Senegalese sole), 2054 nucleotides long. Its product is annotated as apolipoprotein D-like. The transcript is spliced from 7 exons. Bases 1406 to 1939 code for a protein of 177 amino acids. The record is from RefSeq and is a predicted model, not a curated record. Gene Ontology annotation, biological process: tissue regeneration; brain development; lipid transport. NCBI's taxonomy places the organism in Eukaryota, Metazoa, Chordata, Actinopteri, Pleuronectiformes, Soleidae. Gene Ontology annotation, molecular function: lipid binding.